Messenger RNA from Drosophila mojavensis, 4419 nucleotides. Its product is annotated as phospholipase B1, membrane-associated. The coding region runs from base 2419 to 3786 and encodes 455 amino acids. The transcript has a single exon. Gene Ontology annotation, molecular function: glycerophospholipase activity. The record is from RefSeq and is a predicted model, not a curated record. Gene Ontology annotation, biological process: phospholipid metabolic process. Lineage: Eukaryota; Metazoa; Arthropoda; Insecta; Diptera; Drosophilidae.
AGAGUACUCAAUCAGGUCUAUGGGCUUGCUCAUCAUGCUGACAUAAUCUUUAUAAAGCUAUAAAGACUGAUACUCACUGUCCGAGUGAUCAUGAUCAAACAAUUUCGCGCAUGGGCAUAUAACGUACUCCCUUCAAUGCUUUUCUCUCAAGUUUGUGUAGCUCAAGAAAUUUUUUAAUAAAAGUUCACAAGGCUGGUUUGUACCAAAGAAUGUUCCCCACUACUGUGGUCGAUGUGAUUGCACUUAUGUGUAUGUUUAAUGAGUGAUUUUUCUGUUUUAUCGCUUUUUGUAUUGUAUUGCAUCUGAGCCCAAGAUGAUGAUCAAUUAGAUAUUCCAGUUUGUGUUUAUAGAUCCUCGACUUUAGUUUAACCAAUAGGAGUUUUCUGUAUUGCCUAGAGGCAAUAAAAAUAUAAAGUAAAGUAAGAUAAAUAUAUACCAUCAAUAUGAUGUGAAGCAUUCCCUUAACGUUUGUUCUUUUGGACAUAAAACACUGCUCGCACGAUCGCCCCACACCUGAGUCAUUGCAGAAGUGCCAUUUUAGCUAGAGCUUUGUGGAACAGCAUGACGAGCCCAGCUGACUUCAAUAACACACAGUCCUUCUGAGUAUUUUAUGACUUGACAGCGAUGAGCAGCAAUUUCUGCGUAGCAGAUAAAUAGCGGAAGUUCCAAUAUCUGAACAACCUUCGUGGCAUCAACUUCAUCCAAGACACACCUAUCUACAUAUGAGUCAAAGCCCCAUACUUUAUAUAUAGUUUAUAUUUAUAGAUCACUUCACUUUACUUGGCUUCAUUGUAAUAAAUUGUUGGUAUGUUGUAUUCUUAUAGAUAUGAUGUAUUAUUGUUUAUAUGGGCAAUAACCCGUAUCAAGUACGAAUAAGUACAGUAAGGCUAGAUUUUUGCAUAGACAGCACUUAGAUCUCAAGACUUCAGUUCCUUUGACAAACAUAUCUAAGCAAACAAUUAGCUAUUAACAUUCGAAGUGGGCUUAUAGCAUUCACAACAACAGCAAAACCGUAACAAAAGUGUUGCAAAAGUGUUGCUCAAGCUUAAUGUGCAAAUAUUUGUUGGGCUGAGCUUUGAGAUGAAAUCAUGCAAAACAAUUGACGGAACAGAGUAACAAAACAACCGAAGCUGUGUCACAGAUGUGCGGCUGUAGAUAUACUUUUUGUUGAUGGAGUACAUUAAUAACUGUAAACUGAAAAAAUAUAAUAAAUAGCAUUUUAUAUUUGUUGUUGUAUAAUUUUCCUUUAUCAAUGCGUGCAUAAUAAUAUAAAGAAAUAUUUAAGUAACAAAGAUAAUUAAUAAUAUUAAAAAUAAUAAAUAUAAUAUAAAUGCUAGUUAAGGUGUUUUUUCGCAAACUUCGUACCAUUCAGAGUAAUGUGAGUAUAAACCAUGUAACUCAUUACAUUCUAAGCCACUGACAUAUUCGCAAUGCGGGCUCCAAUUUAUCAACAUGUUUAUUCAAUUGUACACAUAUAAAAAUAAAAAACAUUUUUUAUAUUAUAUGAAACAAUAAUUGUUGUUUGCCAUGUUGUGGUAGCAUCAACAUAGUUGCCAAGGUAACCAUUUUAUUAUGUUUAUCUCUUUUUUUUUUUUUUUUUUUAUUUUAAUACGAUUUUUGACAAUAUCUUUGAACCCAACGCACUUGAGUCGAGCCCAGGCCGAGUGGCACAAUUUGUCUGUCCCAUUGGCUGUUGUUGUUGUUGUUGUUGCUAUUGUUGUUGUCAUUUUAAUAGUAGCUAAUGUCUCGGUCAACGCAUUCGAGUCAAGUUCUGUAGUGGCAGCUCUAAACUAUGCCGGGUUGUUGUUGCUGUUUUUAAUGGAAGGAAUUGAGUGCUCAAGUGCUCAAUGAGCGCUCAAACAGAGAGCUGAAACAGCAAUGUUUAUAUUGUACGAGAUUCCAUUUAUAGCAACAUUUAAGCGCUUGACGCAUUUGCGUUCCGUGUGAGAACGUGUCGAGAUGUCGUUGUGCGUGCGUGUCUGACCUGAGCGUCUCCAAUCGAAAAAGGACUUAAAAUGUACCGUUCAGUCUAUGGGGAAGUGAAACAGAAAUCGUUCCACUUACAGUCCACAAGCGUUACAGUGCUGUUUACCAUAAAACGUUCCACAAAGGCAUACAGGCGCUCUUAUGUGAAAAGUGAUAUUUGUCAAAAACUUCCGUUACUUCCACUUGCAAGAAAUACGCUUGAGUGUGAUACAAAUGCGGUAUAAAUGUGAUAGAUGUGCUCAAUAAAUAGCAAAAUCCAAGAGUUUAUAUUCCACAUACAAUUCACACGCGCUAAUGUGGGCAAAUAUACUGUUACUUUUGUGUUGUGAAAAGAAACAAUAUUUUAGCAUCUCUGCAUUAUAAACAUACAAUCCACACAAGAGAACGUGCUAAACAUAAUUAAUACUUCCAGAUUGCAUCACAUACCACAACAUGCAAAUAAGAGCCAAAAUGACAAAUACUCGAUCUAUUGUAAUUGUGCUCCUUAUGGUACUUUGCAUCGCUUCGUAUUGUAGCCCUUAUACACUGCGGCGUCGCUUGCAGAAUCGCUCCCAUCAGCUGCUGGACGGCAUAGGAGUGCAUUCCAAGCAGUUCAAUCCACUGCAACCGGUCACAAAUGGUGUGCCACAGUACACGAAUAUUGACCGGAAUUUUCGCCAAUGGUUUCUCAUGCUUCGUGGAAGGAUGUUAAACGCGGGGCUGAAUAAAAUUAACGAACUCUACGGGAUUAGUAGGCGUGAGGGAAAGAUGCAAGCUCCAAUUCCAAGUCGCGUUCCAUUUCCUUGCUCGCUCAACAAUACUAGAUCCCGCACUCCUCCCACCUCUGUGGAACGUCUGCGACCUGGCGAUAUAGACAUCGUGGCUUCCAUUGGAGAUUCCUUAUCCGCUGGCAAUGGCAUUGUAUCCAGAAAUGCGUUAGAUCUGAUAAAUGAGUUUCGUGGGCUUUCCUUUUCCGGCGGAGGUUUGGGCACCUGGCGUACAGUCCUAACUCUCCCCAACAUACUAAAGGUCUUCAAUCCGAAUCUUUAUGGCUAUGCCACGGGUCACAGUCUGGUCGUAAAUCAUGAGAUUUCGCGCCUGAACAUUGCAGAGCCCAUGAUCAUGUCACAUGAUCUAAUGUAUCAGGCACGUGUGCUCAUCGAUCUCAUGCGCCGCGAUCCACAAGUGGAUAUGAAACGGCAUUGGAAACUGCUGACUGUUUUUGUGGGCAACAAUGAUAUCUGCUCCGACAUGUGUCACUGGGACGAUCAGGAGAAAAUGAUCGAACGACACGCUCGAGAUCUUCGUGAAGCUUUUCGACUGCUACGCGAUAAUGUGCCUCGACUUCUGAUCAAUUUGGUGGCGGUGCCCAAUAUUUUAGCCACGAUGAGUCCGAUAAAGGAUGUACCCUUCGGCUGUUUUGUGGUGCACCGCAUUGCCUGCAAUUGCCUGCUAAGCGAUCGUCUGACCGCAUCCGAGGCGAAGCAGCGACACUACAUGAUUCAGCGUUGGCAACAGGUUGAUCUACAGGUGGCACAAUUGCCGGAGUUUCAGCGCGAAGACUUUGCUAUCAUUGGCCAUCCCAUGGUAACGAAUCUAUCCGUGCCCAAGCUUCCAAAUGGUAAUACGGAUUGGCGCGACUUCUCACACGAUUGUUUCCACUUUAGCCAGCGUGCACACGCAAGCGCAGCAAGUUUGCUGUGGAAGGGCAUGUUCCUGCCGGAUGAGCAGAAACCACGUACCAACAUACUGUCGCAGCCCUUUGAAAGGUUCUUCUGUCCCAGCAGGGAGCAACCGUUCUUUGUGGUGCGACCCAGCUGAGAGUGCUGCACUUCGAUAAUAACAAAGUUGAUAUUUUAUUUUGUAUAUAUUGAUAUGAUAAGUAGUCAUAAACAGUAGAGAACAAUCAUUCUUAAGAUUCGUAGAAUGGAGCGAAAAAUUAGUUUAAAAACAGAAAAUUUUAAGAAAAAAUUUAUUUUUAAUAUUUGCUAAUAUCUAUUAUACCACUCAGUGCAAAAGGUUCUCAUUAAAAUAUUUAUAACAGCCAAGCUUGAAUAGAAAGAAUAGUCCAGUCGAUUUUCUUUUCUUGAACUUUGUUCUCUCAAAUCUGAAUAGGUUGAAUAUUCUGAAUUUCUUACAUGUUAAUAUUUAAUAUUUAUAUUGCUACGAAUCGUAGAGUGAUUCGUGUAGUCCUGACUAGAGUACUCUUUACUUGUUUUCAAGUAUAGGUUAUACGUUUGAAAGAGCGGAUCGGACUCAAGGUGUUUCCUCGUCAGACACUGCUUGCUUCAAUUAGUUAUUAUUGUUAUUUAUUUAUUAUUAUUAGUCAUUGCAAUUACUUAUAGCACAUACACACCAAUAUAAAUGUUAGUAUUUAAGAGGAUUAAAGGAUUCUUGAUGAAAUGAAACCCAUAUUAUUUUAUCAAAUUUUAUCAAAUAAAUAUUUUAUUUUAA